AUGAGUCAUAGAGUUCAAUUGCUUCUGGGAGCAUACCAUAUGCAACUACCUUUGAAAAGUGUUGACAAAACGAUUGAGAUGAAAUCUGUUCCAUACGUAUGUUAUGGCAACUGUUUGUACAUUGAGUCAAAAAUAGCUAAUGUCACAGGCAUUUCAGGAGUUAAUAGUAAAGGUUCAGUAGAGUAUAAAUCUUUCUGUUAUGAAGUAAAUUCAAUGUUCAUUCCAAACGUUCCUGUCAUAGCAACUCAUUUAGGUAAAUGGGUUCGCAUUAGUCCUCAUAAUUUGAAAGACAUGCAAUUCAGACUAGUUGACUUUCAAGGCGAGCCUAUAGAACUGAAGGCACCAGUGCGAAUGACUGUUGAAGUUGACUUUUUAGAAAAUAUUAAAUGCAACAGCUUACAAGAGAACUCAGAGCUAAAAAUAUAA
This is a messenger RNA of Trichomonas vaginalis G3, 426 nucleotides long. RefSeq lists its product as uncharacterized. NCBI's taxonomy places the organism in Eukaryota, Parabasalia, Trichomonadida, Trichomonadidae. Bases 1 to 426 code for a protein of 141 amino acids. The record is from RefSeq and is a predicted model, not a curated record. The transcript has a single exon.